Drosophila takahashii is the source of this 3135-nucleotide messenger RNA. It is a transcript of the gene loh, whose product is annotated as lonely heart. The record is from RefSeq and is a predicted model, not a curated record. Gene Ontology annotation, cellular component: extracellular matrix. Gene Ontology annotation, biological process: extracellular matrix organization. Lineage: Eukaryota; Metazoa; Arthropoda; Insecta; Diptera; Drosophilidae.
CACUCGAUCGCCAGAGCUGCGCUGAUGCUCGCGGCGCGCUCUGCCUCCAACACUUCUGAUUCCAAAGCCGCUUUCCCGAAAAUUCAGUUCGGAUUUUAGUUCGGAUUUGAGUACCACGCGAUGAAGACGGCGGCUUCAAUUAAUCCAGAAUUAAGAGUGCAGUGAUACGGGCUUCCAAAAAAGGAUUUAAAUUUUCUAGUGAUCAUAGCGAAACCGCAAUUAAAAAGGCUUCAAAAUGGCACGGCUGUUUGUAAUAUUCAGUAUUCUUACAAUUCUCGCAUCUAUACCCGACACCAGUUUCGUAAAAGCGGAUUUAACCACUAAAGAACGAAUAAAGAAACAUCAAGAUUGGCUAAGGGAACAUCGAAAACCUAAAACGAAAAAAAUUCAUUCGAACAACUCAUAUUUUGAGCUUGCUAACUUGUGGCAUACGAGAAAAGAUUUAUCCCUUAAGCAAAAACCAAAUAACAAAGAAGAAUAUUUAGAAAAUGAAACCACUAGUAAAAUAUCUACGAAAACCGAUGAAAAAGUAUUAAAACCAACGAUCAUUCUAAAAAAUGCCAAUCAAAGUACAUCGACAUCUAAAAUUGAUUUGGAAACAACUACGUUAGCAAGUUCGAUUACUCGAGAUCCGGUCGAUAAUCGUGAAGUUGGAACAACAGGACAAACCCCGAGUAUUGACGAGGUUUUCUCUUCUCCAAACCCACCAAAAGAAAUAACUACAAAAAAGAUGAAAAAGAAAGUCUACCCAUAUCCACGAUGGGAUAAAUGGAGUAACUGGAGCUCAUGCUCGCGAAGUUGCGGUGGAGGCGUAAAAUAUCAGAUUCGAAAAUGCAUUAACCGAAAUCUAUUGACGAAUAAUCAGCUUACGAGUAAUGCAUGUGUUGGUUAUUUCAAACGCUAUCAGCUGUGCAAUGAUAUUCCAUGCGACGAGCAAUCCCCGGAUUUUCGAGCUUCUCAAUGUACUACUUACAACGAUAAAGAGUUUCAUGGUCAUCGAUAUAGGUGGGAACCAUAUGUGAAGGAUGAUGCUGAAUGUGAGCUAAACUGCAUGCCAUUUGGGAUGAAAUCGUUUGCCACACUUAACGAAUCCGUAAUUGACGGUACGCCUUGUCGACAUCCAGCCGAAUACUAUCGAUCCCAACUUUGGAACCGCGCAGUUUGUGUUGAUGGUGCUUGUAAGGCGGUACAUGCCAGUGGUGACAUCGAUGGAUUGUAUGCUCACAGUGGGUCCGUCAGUUGCGGAGGAUUACUGUGUCGGCCUGUCACCGGGAUCUUUACCCGAGAUCCCCUUCCGGAACAAGCUUAUAUACACGUUACUACACUACCAGUGGGUGCCUCAAAUAUUUCGAUAACGGAACUUAAAAAUAGCAUAAACUUGCUGGUCCUGCGAACAUCUAAAGAGGUAUCCAUUUUCAAUGGCGAAAAUUCUGUGUCGGAAAGUGGUUCCUAUGAAGCGGUUGGUGCCGUCUUCGACUAUCACCGAAUCGAUGGAACCCAGGAUAGUAGUGGGGUAACAGAGUGGAUUACAAGUAUUGGGCCCAUCAGGGACUCAUUGCAACUUAUGGUGUUCACUAAGACGGCGAAUAAUACUGGCAUAAAGUACGAGUACAUGCUGCCGAUAAUAUCCGAGUCUGAGGAAAACGAGAUGUCGCUGGAGAGUAGCGAUGGUCUGUUGAGAUCCGGAAUAGAGGACACCAGUUCGUCCAGUAGCUCGAGGGCGGGACGAAAGCGUAUCUUUAAUUGGAAAGUAAUUGGGUUCAGUGGCUGCACGAAAUCCUGCGGAGGCGGCACUCAGACACCCAUUAUUCGUUGCAUUCGCAAGAACCCAUUGCGGUACUACUCGCAACGCCGUUGCGUGCAUUCAGUGAAACCGGUGCUGAAUGAGAACCUACUGCACUGCAACACGCAACCCUGUCCGGCGUAUUGGAGAUUUGACGAUUGGGGCGAAUGUCGUUGCCUGGCCAGCGGAGCCUUCCGGCGGAGGGAGGUCAGCUGCGUCCAGGAACUGGCUUCCGGACUGGUCAUCCAUGUCGAUAAGGCCGCCUGCAUGGAGGAUCAGCCACCCACCCAGAAGCAGUGCGAAUGUCCCAAAACCCGUCGCCGCAACUUGUCCCGAUAUCGCCUCCAAGGCAACUCGGAGUCCUCGAACAACACCCAAGUCAAAAGGAGCAAAGCGGAUGGGUCCGAGGUAAAUGCCAUCUGGUUGAUGUCCGAAUGGAAUCAGUAUUGCUCGGCCACUUGCGGCUCGGGCGUUGAGUAUCGCACAGUAUUUUGUGAUCGCUCCAAGGCCGGCGAGCAGCGAUGUGAUCCCAGCACCACACCAGAAAGUCGUCGUCCGUGUGAGAAGCCCAGCUGCGAGGUGGGCGACUGGUUCACGGGUCCUUGGUCCUCGUGCAAUGGCGAUUGCUUCGACCUGACCCGCAGCCGGGAAGUGCUGUGCAUCCAAAACCAGCUGAUCACAGAGCCCAAGGAGUGCACGCCGGAGCUAAAGCCUCAAUCUGUCGAAAAAUGCUCUCACGAGGAGGUGGAAUACUGCGCUGCCCGUUGGCAUUACUCGGAUUGGUCGGAGUGCACAAAAUCAUGUGGCGGUGGUACUCAGCGGCGUAGUGUCAAAUGUUUGGAGUACGAUAUAAAGAUGAACGCCCUACGGGAAUCAACGCAAUGUCGAUACACGACCAGAGAACCCAUAUAUCGUAGCUGCAAUGCGGAAAAGUGCGAAGAGGAGCAAAAAACUGAAGCUGUUCCGAAAUGCACUAAUAAAUUCGCCAAUUGUGAAUGGGCUCUGCAAGCCAAGCUAUGUAGCUACGAUUAUUAUCGCGAGAACUGCUGUGUCUCUUGUACCGGUGGCAUUUAAAGUUUGUAGUUCGUAAGGAUCUUACUUAAUUUAUAAACCGACUCUUUAGACGCCGUGCAGAAUAGCUACGGAAAUACAUUAGUUUCCUCUGAAUAUGUAAUUUUUUACCUUAAACAACUAGUAUUUCUGACACUAAAGCUCAAAAGAAAGCUUGCAGGGAAGCGCAAAAUUAAAUUAUCGGUCAAGUGAAAUGUUUAACACAAUUAAAUAACACGUACUAAAAUAAACUAGAUGAAGACUAAAACAUCAUAACUAGUAAAAUUAUACAUAAUCUUAAA